CCGAUGCUCAACAUGACCGAGGAGCACGACAAAGCGCUGGAGCCGCCGUGCAGCCCCGCGGGCACCACCAGCUCCAUGUCGCACGUGGACUCGGACUCGGACUCGCCGCUGUCCCCCGCCGGCUCCGAGGGGCUGGGCUGCGCCCCCGCGCCCGCCCCGCGCCCGCCGGGCCCCGCCGCGCUGGGCGCCAAGGUGGACGCGGCCGAGGUGGACGAGCGCUUCCCCGCCUGCAUCCGCGACGCCGUCUCGCAGGUGCUCAAGGGCUACGACUGGAGCCUGGUGCCCAUGCCCGUCCGCGGCAACGGAUCGCUCAAGGCCAAGCCGCACGUCAAGCGGCCCAUGAACGCCUUCAUGGUGUGGGCGCAGGCCGCCCGCAGGAAGCUGGCGGACCAGUACCCGCAUCUGCACAACGCCGAGCUCAGCAAGACCCUGGGCAAGCUCUGGCGUUUAUUGAGCGAAAACGAGAAACGUCCCUUUGUGGAAGAAGCCGAGCGGCUCAGGGUGCAGCACAAAAAGGAUCACCCGGAUUAUAAAUACCAGCCCCGGAGGAGGAAAAGCGUGAAAGCCGGGCAGAGCGACUCCGACUCCGGGGCCGAGCUCAGCCACCACGGCGGGACGCAGAUCUACAAGGGGGACAGCGGGCUGGGGGGCAUGGCCGACCCCCACCACCACGGGGACCACACAGGCCAGACCCACGGGCCACCCACGCCGCCCACCACCCCCAAGACCGACCUCCACCACGGCAGCAAGCAGGAGCUGAAGCACGAGGGCCGGCGCCUCGUGGAGAGCGGCCGCCAGAACAUCGACUUCAGCAACGUGGACAUCUCGGAGCUGAGCAGCGAGGUCAUCAACAACAUGGAGACCUUCGACGUGCACGAGUUCGACCAGUACCUGCCGCUCAACGGCCACGCGGCCCUGCCGGCCGAGCACGGCCCCGGCGCCGCCGGCUCCUACGGCGCGUCCUACUCGCACUCGGCCGCGGGCGCCGGCGGGGCCGCCCAGGUGUGGACUCACAAAAGCCCGGCCUCGGCGUCGCCGCCGGCGGCAGAGCCGGGCCAGCAGAGGCCCCACAUCAAGACGGAGCAGCUGAGCCCCAGCCACUACAGCGACCAGUCCCACGGCUCCCCCGCGCACUCCGACUACGGCUCCUACAGCGCCCAGGCCUGCGCCACCACCGCCGCCUCCGCCACGGCCGCCGCCUCCUUCUCCAGCUCCCAGUGCGACUACACGGACCUGCAGAGCUCCAACUACUACAACCCCUACCCCGGCUACCCCUCCAGCAUUUACCAGUACCCCUAUUUCCACUCGUCCCGCCGGCCCUACGCGACGCCCAUCCUCAACGGGCUGUCCAUCCCGCCGGCGCACAGCCCCACCGCUAACUGGGACCAGCCGGUCUAUACGACCCUGACGAGGCCUUAAAGGAUGUGUGGGGCCCCUCCAGGGCUUCCCAGAAAUGUGCACUAAUGAAGGAACGAAGAGGAAGAGCCGUGGAGUGCCGCGAUAAGUUUCCAAAGUGCCUCCUGAGCCGCUGGGAACUCUGCUCGUUGCGACUGGGUGUCCCCUUGCUUCGAAACUCUCCGAAAGGACAGAGCUCUAUUUUUCUGUGAUGAAUAUGAUUUAAGGAAAAAAAAAAAAAAAAAAAAAAAAAAAAAAAAAAAAAAAAAAAAAAAAAAAAAAAAAAACAAAAGCAAAGGACCGGCGAUGCCUUUUGAAUAAAUGAAGGACCGUUCGACUCCUCUGUGAGGACUGAACUGAACUUCCUCGAGGGGAAGGUGACAAGUGCAAAAGUGGAGCAGGGGGGUGGGAAAAAGGGGGAGAGAAAACAACGGGACAAGCCGUUUGAGACUUUAAAGGGUCUAUUGCAAUGUGAGGAACGGACCAACCUUGAGGGCAAGAACUCACUGGGACCAACAGGGAUGAACCCCAAAAACCCGGCUAUUCCAUGGAACAAUCCCGUGGGAACAAACCAGUCUGGUGGGACCAACCAAUUCAAUGUCUGAAGUGUU
Messenger RNA from Empidonax traillii (willow flycatcher), 2006 nucleotides. RefSeq names its product SRY-box 8 (gene SOX8). Gene Ontology annotation, biological process: morphogenesis of an epithelium; neural crest cell development; enteric nervous system development. Gene Ontology annotation, cellular component: nucleus. The coding region runs from base 4 to 1419 and encodes 471 amino acids. The record is from RefSeq and is a predicted model, not a curated record. NCBI's taxonomy places the organism in Eukaryota, Metazoa, Chordata, Aves, Passeriformes, Tyrannidae. Gene Ontology annotation, molecular function: RNA polymerase II cis-regulatory region sequence-specific DNA binding; DNA-binding transcription factor activity, RNA polymerase II-specific. The transcript has 3 exons.